Molecule: messenger RNA, 1973 nt
Organism: Polyodon spathula (Mississippi paddlefish)
Lineage: Eukaryota; Metazoa; Chordata; Actinopteri; Acipenseriformes; Polyodontidae
Product: serine/threonine-protein kinase ULK1-like
Exons: 15
Coding region: 592-1833 (413 amino acids)
Biological process (GO): protein autophosphorylation; peptidyl-serine phosphorylation; autophagy
Cellular component (GO): cytoplasm; autophagosome
Molecular function (GO): ATP binding; protein serine/threonine kinase activity
Source: RefSeq, a predicted model, not a curated record
UUGCGCUUUAUUCUCCGGCACAUUUCGGAUCAAGAAAGGUUUUAGAGAGGUCUUUGUUUAGACGUUAGAAAAAACAAGUAUUUUGUAUGAACACCAACGUAAAAAAAAAAAAAAAAAAAACCCUGAAAAACAGCCAGAGAAACAAGAAGAGACUCCACAGAAUACGAAUGAGACUAAAAUUGUUUUCAUUUUUAUACGAGUGGUUGAGAAAAACAAAUUAAGGCUGCGGGUUAUCCGAGACUUCCUUUGUAUACAAACAUUGCAAAACUGGGUCUAGCGACCUUAAGGUGGAAUCGCGGAGUUAUCUCGGAAUUCUUCUGCGUUGCAUCAGGGAUGACGAUCGUGAUCAUGGAGAGAGCUAAUUAAAAAAGGGGACUCUCUCCUUUUUCAUCUUUAGCGCUAACAUGAUUGGAAAAGGUUUUCUUUUUAGAGAAAGGCAGCCCAUGGAAUUGGGAGGAAAAGGGCAACUCUGUACUAGCUGCCGAGGGUUUAACAACAGAGCAGCCCGGGGUUACUUAGAGGAAAACCCUAGAUCCUGAUUUAAAUCCCCUUUUAAUUGAUUAUACAAAAAGUUACAUAGAAUCUAGGGACAUGGAGACAGUGGGGAAAUUCGAGUUCAGCAGGAAAGAUUUAAUAGGACACGGCGCGUUUGCUGUGGUCUUUAAGGGGAGACACAAAGAGAAGCCAGACUGGGAAGUAGCUGUCAAAUGCAUAAACAAGAAAAACUUGGCAAAAUCCCAGACUCUGUUAGGCAAGGAGAUAAAGAUUUUAAAGGAGCUGAAACAUGAAAAUAUUGUUGCAUUAUAUGAUUUCCAGGAAAUGGCUAGCUGUGUCUAUCUGGUGAUGGAGUACUGCAAUGGAGGAGACCUUGCUGACUACCUACACUCUAAGGGUACCCUGAGCGAGGACACUAUCCGUCUGUUCCUGCAUCAGAUCGCAGGUGCCAUGAAGGUGUUACAGAGCAAGGGGAUCAUCCACCGGGACCUGAAACCACAGAACAUCCUGCUGUCCCAUUCCGGGGGGCGCAAAUCCAACCCUGGGAACACCUGCAUCAAGAUCGCUGACUUUGGGUUUGCCAGGUACCUGCAGACCAAUAUGAUGGCGGCUACGCUGUGCGGUUCUCCUAUGUACAUGGCUCCUGAAGUGAUAAUGUCCCAGACCUAUGAUGCAAAGGCUGAUCUGUGGAGCAUAGGAACCAUAGUGUUCCAGUGUCUGACCGGGAAGGCCCCCUUUCAGGCUAGUAGCCCUCAGGAUCUCCGGCUGUUCUAUGAGAAAAACAAGAACCUGACUCCCAACAUCCCCCGGGAGACUUCCACCCACUUGCGCCACCUACUGUCGGGGCUGUUGAAGCGCAAUCACAAAGAUCGCAUGGACUUUGAUGAGUUUUUCCGACAUCCAUUCCUGGAAGUGAGCUCAUCCAUGAAGAAAUCUGCCCCAGUGCCAAUGCCUUCAUACCCAAGCUCAGGGUCUGCCAGCUCCUGCAGCAGCUCGUCCACCUCUCACCUCGCCUCUCCUCCUCAGUCCGUGGCAGAGAUGCAGCAGCUGCGAGCCAAGACUCUGGCUUCUCCUACCCAGGAUUGCCCGGGUUUCCUACACGGGCUAAAGGACUCGGCGGGCAGCAGCAAGGACUCUUCUUGCGACAUGGACGACUUCGUCAUGGUGCCCGUGCAGUUCUCCAGUGAUAUCACCAGCGAGGCCACAGGAGAAAAACCAGUGCUGGACAGCCUCAUGUGCAGUGGGAGUUCUCUGUUGGCCUCUGCUGGACUGGGGAGUCAGGGCAAGACACCGUCCCCGUCUCCUUCCUUCAGCAACUCUCCAAGUCCCUCAGGGUAAGAAACUCUGGCUGCGCUGUGGUGUGUGGAGCAGUGCUUCCCAACUCUGAGCUUCAGGGCCUUUGCAAAGCCUUCCUUCUUUCAGGAUAUUUCAAUUGACAGCAGCCAAGCACUGUCCUAAUAGUCAACUGACAAGGCAUU